GGCGGAGGAACAGGCUUGAAUCGGCCGCCCCGGGCUGCAGACGCGGCCGGCGCUGCUCCACAAGCGUUAAUGCCCAGGGCCGCCGCUCAGGGCGGCUUCACCCGGCCCGGCGCGCACUCAGCGGCCGGCGGGAGCAUGGCCGGGAGCUGGCGGGCGAAGGCGCAGGCGGGGGGGAUGCUGCUGGCGCUGCUCGGGUGGGUCUCCUCCUGUGUCACCACCUUCGUGCCGCUCUGGAAGAGCCUCAACCUGGACCUGAACGAGCUGGAGGUGUGGACCAUGGGGCUCUGGCAGGUCUGCAUCGCCCGCGAGGAGGGGGUGGUCGAGUGCCGGGCCCACGGCUCCUUCCUGGCGCUGUCCCCAGAGCUGCGCGUCUCCCGCCUCCUGAUGUGCCUCUCCAACGGGCUGGGGCUGCUGGGGGCCCUCCUGGCCGCGCCGGGGCUGGAGGGAUGGACCCCCUGCGAGGACAAGCCCCGGCUAAAGCGGCGGCUCCUGCUCGCCGGCGGAGCGACGUUCGGCACGGCCGGGAUGGCCACGCUGGCUCCGGUGUCCUGGGUCGCCUACAACACCGUCCUCGACUUCUGGGACAGCACCGUCCCCGACAUCGUGCCCCGCUGGGAGUUCGGGGAGGCCACGUUCCUGGGCUGGUUCGCCGGAGCCUUCCUCGCUGCCGGCGGGCUCCUCCUCGCCUGCAGCGCCCGCACCACGAGGGCCUCGACGCCGCCGGUCCCCGCCUGCCACCAGCAGCCCCCCGCCGCGGGCCAUCACCCCCUCCCCAAGCCCGCAGACCUGGUCAUUUAGGGGCUCCGGCUGGCUCUGGAGGUGAUCUACUGACUGCUGUGGCCGGGCUUUCCCUCCCUCUGCGCACCUGCUUUGCGUUUCCUUUCCAAAGGAGCAAGGGCAUCGAGCAGGCAGCAAGGCAGGGGCAGAGCAGCAGCAGUGACACCGGAGCAGAGCCACUUGUGGCUGAGGCAGCAGUAGCACCCCUUGCUAGACCCCCGUUGCCAAGUCCGUUGUGGUCAAUUGCUACGCUCCGGAGUAGCAUCUCACUCCGUGCGUGUCUGUAUCACUGUGAUGUACCCACAAUAAAUUAUCACAGUUGCCA
Messenger RNA from Pezoporus flaviventris, 1102 nucleotides. RefSeq names its product claudin 25 (gene CLDN25). Bases 70 to 798 code for a protein of 242 amino acids. Gene Ontology annotation, biological process: cell adhesion; bicellular tight junction assembly. Gene Ontology annotation, cellular component: bicellular tight junction; plasma membrane. NCBI's taxonomy places the organism in Eukaryota, Metazoa, Chordata, Aves, Psittaciformes, Psittacidae. The record is from RefSeq and is a predicted model, not a curated record. The transcript has a single exon. Gene Ontology annotation, molecular function: structural molecule activity.